This is a messenger RNA of Panthera uncia (snow leopard), 2712 nucleotides long. It is a transcript of the gene CSKMT, whose product is annotated as citrate synthase lysine methyltransferase. Lineage: Eukaryota; Metazoa; Chordata; Mammalia; Carnivora; Felidae. The coding region runs from base 331 to 1062 and encodes 243 amino acids. The transcript has 3 exons. Gene Ontology annotation, molecular function: S-adenosylmethionine-dependent methyltransferase activity. The record is from RefSeq and is a predicted model, not a curated record.
CGCAGCUCAGGGGCGGGUACUGAGGGUAUAUAAAGCAGCUCGGCGGCGUUCUAGUUCUCUCCCGGGACGGCGAAAAAGUAGGUUUGGGGAGCCGCCCCUGGAACCGGAGCUGUCGUGUCCCCCUCCUCUUUUAAUUUACCGUUGCCAACAAUAAAGGCCUUUCCUGCCGUAGUAAGUGUGUGUCCGCGUUUUUUCCAUGGUUGUCAUUAGGCUGUUCGCGUUAUCCCACAAAGCGGAAUUUGCAACCUUUCUCUUGGACCUCAGGCUCCUUCGGGAGUGCGGGCGACAUUUCGCAGAAGGUUCUCUGGCCGACCUUGCCGGGAUCUCCAGAUGGCCGCGCUGCGAGCAACUCUCCACGUGGCGACCCUGGCGGCUGGGGCGCGCCGAGCUUUGUUGGGUAGGGAAGGCUCCCUGGCUGGUAACUGCCUGGCCCACCGUUGCCUCUGGGAUAAGCUCCACAGCGGUCCCCGAGUCGGCAGCGUCCCCACGUUCGACUGGUUCUUUGGGUAUGAGGAAGCCCAGGGGUUCCUACUGCCGCUGCUACAGGAGGCACCGGCUGCCUAUCCACUGCGGGUGUUGGACGUGGGCUGUGGGACCUCCAGCCUAUGUACAGGUCUCUACACCAAGUGUCCAAUUCCCGUGGAUGUGCUGGGGGUGGACUUCUCUCCUGUGGCCGUGGCCCACAUGAACAGCCUCCUGGAAGGUGGCCAAGACCAAAUACCCCUGUACCCUGGGCACCCUGCCUCUCGACUACAGUUCAUACAGGCUGAUGCCCAGAACCUGGAGCCCGUGGCUCCCUCAGGCUCCUUCCAGCUAGUGCUGGAUAAGGGCACCUGGGAUGCUGUUGCCCGGGGCGGUCUGCCUGGGGCUUACCAGCUUCUGUCAGAAUGCCUAAGGGUCCUAAGCCCCCGGGGGACCCUGAUUCAGUUCUCCGAUGAGGACCCUGAUGUGCGGCUACCCUGCCUGGAGCAAGGGUCCCAAGGCUGGACUGUGACUGUGCAGGAGCUAGGCCCUUUCAGGGGCAUCCCCUACUUUGCUUACUUGGUUCAAGUCUCUCAUUAAAGACUUUAGUUCUAACUCUAUAUAAUUUUUCUGUUGGGUGAGGAAAGAGGUGAAGAGAAUUUUUUGCAUCUUUGUAUGACGGCUGGGAAGCGAGGAUCUUAGGGCUGGCCUCCAUAUUUUCUAGCCACGUGCACAUAUUUUUGAAUGUCUCCAUGCCCCAGUUUACACCUCGGCAAGGUAGGAAUAAUAAUAGGUGGAGUUGGGAUUACAUACAAUGUCAGGUGAAACAUUUAGCACUUAGCAAUGCCAGGCACAAGAUGAGUGCUAACUAGAGAAGGCUUCUAACCCCUACUAACUGGAAUACCUAUGGGCACAGAUCGAGUUUCUGGGGGUUUUUUGUUUAAAGAGAGGAGUUCUUAAUCCAAAUCCCAGCACUGACUGAUGUGAGCCAGUGGCCCAACCUCCAAGCCUCAGUGUCCUCAACCUGUGAAAAGGGGAAGAUUGAUAGGACAGCCAGAAGGGCCUCCUAACAAACUUCACUGAAAUGUUGAGAGAGAGAGAACAGAUACUUACCCUCAAAGCUCCUGGGAGGCAGGAGGUGUGAAUAUUCCACAAAGCAGCUUCUACACACGUGGGAGCCUGUUGCUGGGUUCCAGAGAGGACAGGGGUUGGAGGCUUCCUGAUACUCUGUGUCCUCGGGAAUCCAGGAGACAUCUUGUUCUACCUGUUCCUGCCCCCAGCUGAGUUCUGGGUUAAAGGUUCUUAACGGAGAUCUGGGGUCCAGUGGGCUCCAAGUCCAGCCUGGGGGAGAGGAGAGUUGAAGAGCCCGUUAAAAGUGAAAAGUAUUCCUGCGGGCGUUUGGGUGGCUUAGUCGGUUAAGUGUCCUACUUCGCCUCAGGUCAUGAUAUCAGGUCCUUGAGUUUGACCCUCACUUCAGCUCUGUGCUGACAGCUCAGAGCCCGGAUCCUGCUUCAGAUUGUGUCUCCCUCUCUGCCCCUCCCAUGCUCACACUCUGUCUCUCUCUCUAAAAAAUAAACGUUAAAUAAAAAAAAGUGAAAAGUAUUUCUGAUACAUUACUGACUUUUUGAAAGAUGAAGCAAAUUAGUUUGAUGUUUUUUUCUUUUGCUUAUAAAAAAGUAAUACAGCAAUUGUAAUUAAGAGCCUAAUUUCAUGGCCUCAGUUUUCUCAUGAGGAUAAAAGGGUCUCCCCCACUGAGUUCUGAAAAUCAUGAGAUAAAAGUGUUUAGCACAGUGCCUGGCACACUGUAAGUCCUAAUAAAUAAGCUUUUUUUUUUUUUUUUUUUUUUUUUUAACGUUUAUUUAUUUUUCAGACAGAGACAGAGCGUGAACGGGGGAGGGUCAGAGAGAGAGGGAGACACAGAAUCUGAAACAGGCUCCAGGCUCUGAGCUGUCAGCACAGAGCCUGACGCGGGGCUCAAACUCACGGACCGCGAGAUCAUGACCUGAGCUGAAGUUGGACGCCCAACCGACUGAGCCACCCAGGCGCCCCUAAGCUUUUAUAACAGUAUGAGACAUGGGGGAAAUUCUGGAAGAAAAGGCAUCCAAAAUGUAACUUCUCUCUGGGUAGUCGAUUUGGGAUAAUUUUAUUACAUUCCCCACACACACACAACAAAUGAUGUAAAUAUUUUAAAACAUUUAAAACAUUGUUUUAGAAUAUUUUAAAAACAAUGUAUUUUAAAAUAUUAAGUAU